CUUUGCGCGCUCCAGCCCAGCCUCAGCGGCUUCCGGCGGUGGCAGAGCAGGGGCGACGGGGAGCAGCGAGGCGGCGGCAGCCAUGGCGUACCGCGGGCAGGGCCAGAAGGUGCAGAAGAGGUCGAGGAUCCAGGUGUGGCUUUACGAGCAAGUAAACAUGCGGAUAGAAGGCUGCAUCAUCGGCUUUGACGAGUACAUGAAUUUGGUGCUGGACGACGCAGAGGAGAUUCACUCCAAGACAAAAUCAAGGAAACAGCUGGGUGUGUCGUGUGUCUGUGCAACCCGAGUGACGCGCGGUCUGAAACCUGCCCGGGUGAGCCUUCUAGAUAGCAGCACUGAGAGGCCAGAUCCUGUUAAAAGGGGACAACAUCACUCUUCUACAGAGCGUUUCUAACUAGAACCUGCCAUCCUUAGAACAAAGGUGGCUGCCGUGCUGCGGAGUGACUGAGUGCCAGGGGAACGUGGCCCGCUGGUAGAUAGGAAGUUAUUUGUAACUGGGGUUGCAUGCUGAGGUCAAAAGUCCUUCCGUUGUGGGAGCGAGUUUUUUGUAGCUUGAAACAAUACGUGAUGUAUUUCACAAAUAAACAUUUUUCACAUUAACUGUAAAUGUAAAACACA
Messenger RNA from Cygnus atratus (black swan), 618 nucleotides. RefSeq names its product small nuclear ribonucleoprotein E-like. Gene Ontology annotation, cellular component: U4/U6 x U5 tri-snRNP complex; U5 snRNP; U1 snRNP. NCBI's taxonomy places the organism in Eukaryota, Metazoa, Chordata, Aves, Anseriformes, Anatidae. The transcript has 4 exons. Gene Ontology annotation, biological process: spliceosomal snRNP assembly; mRNA splicing, via spliceosome. Bases 83 to 394 code for a protein of 103 amino acids. The record is from RefSeq and is a predicted model, not a curated record.